Messenger RNA from Canariomyces notabilis, 4501 nucleotides. RefSeq lists its product as uncharacterized. Bases 1 to 4413 code for a protein of 1470 amino acids. The transcript is spliced from 8 exons. NCBI's taxonomy places the organism in Eukaryota, Fungi, Ascomycota, Sordariomycetes, Sordariales, Chaetomiaceae. The record is from RefSeq and is a predicted model, not a curated record. Gene Ontology annotation, molecular function: ATP-dependent DNA damage sensor activity; mismatched DNA binding; ATP binding. Gene Ontology annotation, biological process: mismatch repair; mitochondrial DNA repair. Gene Ontology annotation, cellular component: nucleus; mitochondrion.
AUGGAAGGAGCCUUUGGGCGAGCUUGUUUCCUCCUCAUCCACGGCAACUGCACCACCGUCAAGCAAAGAGAUAUGAGCAGGUUGGAAAGGCUUAAUGAAAGCGACCUGUGCAUCAAACGACAGACUACUCCUAUAAUGUUCGACAAUGCCGAGCAGGAGGAGGCCGCGAACGCCGCAGCGGAGACAGUACGCCACCCCGGCAACACGCCUAGGUUCUCACGCCCUGACUCAGACUGGCUGCGAAAGAAAGCCAUCUCUGCGGCUCUGAGAAACUACCCUGUCGAGCCUUCCGUCUACUCAGUUCCUAACCAGGAUGGAGGUAGACAAACUGACUCGGCCGCGUCGGGACUUCUGGAUGUGAGACCUCAAGUUUUGGUAGACUUCACACCUGCCCGUGAAACGGCGCAGCGCCGGGGCACUCAGAUUGAUUCUGGCGAUGCUCACGAGCUUCGGCAAAACUCGGUCGAAUAUACGGACGAUCUUGAGACCCUAUCCAACUAUUCUCUGCCCCAUCCAAUCUAUAAAUCGCGAGGGCCUCUGUUUCCACCCGGCGUGCGAGAUCGUUUCAACAAUAGAGUGGUUUUAUCUCCGGCCCAUGAUGCGCUCGAGGGAAGCGUUCAUGAGCAUACAUCGUUCCAGGGCAGCUAUACCCCGAUCAAAGAGUUGGCAGAGGAGAGAGCCCCGCCCACUAUCCGUCGUGGUUGCCAGGAAGUCAGCCCAGCAGUAUGGAGGCCUAGACCUGAAAAGCGUGCUUCCCCAACUAUCAGCAACCGGGACGACUGGCUGCUUCCUCACCCGUUCAAAAGCAAGGCCAACAUGCCAUCUCUGGGGACCAACGGAGAGUCGGAUGAUGAAAACUGCCCUCAGUCACCCACUAGCGGACGAAAUGAUGAGCUCGAUUCCUGUUUUGAGGAGCGCACGCACGAUUUUGGUGCAGAGGCGCCCUGCACUCCAACUCGACGGCGGGACAGCCGGACACCGAUACGAUCCCCAUACUUUGAGCGGGUACAUCGGCAGCCAUGGAGAACAGGCGACGGCUUUGAUACUCCAGAAAUCUCCGGUGUCAGCGACUGUGUCGGCAUCAAGUCUGACUCUGAGUCUGAUCAUGAUGAUGGCAGCCGCUUCGACCCUGGUCUGCCGCACGCAAGCAAGCCCCAAGUCGGGGAUGGAUUCAACGCGGUGACUUCCACGGAAUCUACCCAGGAUGACCGCGUCGUCUGCGCUAUAUCCGAAAGCCGAUCCUCCGAUGUGGUUGGCCUUGCAGUCAUCAACAUCACAACCGGGCGGGUAGAAAUCACCAGAAUCCUCAAUGACGACCGGUAUCAGCGUGUCAUUGAGGCACUCUGGAGAAUGGCAAGCCUGCCGCAGACAUUCCUGGUGUUGAAAAAGGUCGUUAGUGAGCAGAGCAAGUCACUGCUUGCGCAAUGUCUCAAAACAGAGUUUCCGGACGCCGAGAUCGUGCCCCUGGAUAGGCAGCACUGGAAUGAAUCUGAGGGACUGAGGAUGAUUGACCGGUUCGCAUGGAGGACGGAUGUCAAAGCAACUCGCUCUAAUCUCGAGCACAACUUCUAUGCAUCCUGCGCUUUCUCUGCGGUGAUGGCCUUUGUUGAAAAGGAAAUGAGUCUCAUCUUCAGGGAGAACUCGCUCCAUGUCAAGUACAUCCAACCCGUGAAUACGAUGGGGCUUGACCGGUCCACCGUAACCGCUUUGGAGAUUCUCCAAAAUCUUCGACAGGCCAAGAGCACAUCGUCGACUCUCUUUGGUUUGUUGAAUCACACGCUUACUCCACAAGGACGCCGACUACUCCGGUCAACACUUCUCCAGCCUAGUACAGACAAAGAUGUUAUUGUCGCUCGCCAUGAGGCUGUCGAGGAGCUGUCAUGCAAUGAAGCCCUUUUCAUGGAGCUUCGAGGAAGUCUCAAGAAACUCCUUCGCAUUGACAUUGAGCGUUCUAUUCCAUGGAUUGCCUUGCCUACCAAAGCAUCACGUCUUUCUUUACAAGAUGGGGUGGCACUGAUCGAAGGCCACCAUCAGAUCGCCAUGGCCAGCCACGAAGAACUCCAAGGAGCGGAGAAAGAUCUGAACAAUGUCCUUAUGAUCAAGGAGUAUAUUGUGAGGUUCCGAGGGCUCAGAGACGUUCUCGAAGCAGCGGAUUGUACCAGCCAAUUGUUAAAAUCGAUCGUGCAGAAGUGCAGCCCGGACCUCAUGGCUCCUAUAACGGCAUUGAUUGAAGAAACAAUCGAGCAACAGGCAACUUACAGCAAGGCACCUAUAGAUAUCAGAAACAAUAGGAUGUGGGCAGUCAAGGCCCCGGCCAAAAGUGUGUUGGAAGAAGCUCGCCAACUAUAUCAAGAUCGCACCAAUGACCUUCAUGACUACAUGGAACGCCUCAGCCAGAUCUUUCAAGAACAGUUGGGGGCAACUCCAGAACUCCGCCUUGCGAACAACAAUCACUACUACUUGCGGUUCCAAUGGUCUGACGUUGAGCGUGAAGUUAUGAGAUGCUUGGCUUUGGCAGACAACCAAAGGGCCAUCGGCACUCAGCACUGGAGACAGCGUUCUCUCGGUGGAGUUGAGAUUGUCAACGCCAGUCGGAGGAAGCAUCACUACCACUUUCAGACAAUAGAUCUCAUCCAGAUGAGCAGCCAGAUCCAACGGCAGGCCGAUAUUGUAACAGCGCAGAGCGACAAAGUCAUUACCGAGUUGAAGACAGCCUUGCUAGACCAUGUUGAGUGCCUGCUGGCAAUGAGCGAAGCAACGGCAAUGCUGGACAUGCUCGCCUCCUUCGUCCAGCUGGCCACUACUCAGAACUACGUUCGUCCGAUCAUUUCAGACAACUUGGUUCUCAAAGCAGCAAGAAACCCAAUUGCCGAGCUCAGAAAAACGAAUUUUGUAUCAAAUGACGUCUAUCUAGGGGAACAAGAUAUUCGGUUCCAACUCAUCACCGGAGGCAAUAUGAGUGGCAAGAGCACCUUCAUCAAAGCCGUUGCAAUGAUCCAGAUCAUGUCGCAAAUCGGCAGCUUUGUCCCAGCGCAGUAUGCCGCAAUUCCCAUUUGUGACAGGCUCUUUACCCGCUUGUCGACGGAAGACAGGCCAGAGAGCAACUUGGGCACCUUCGCAGUUGAGAUGACAGAGAUGAAUAUGAUUCUCCGGCAGGCUACCAGAGAUAGCUUUGUUGUGAUUGACGAACUUGGACGGGGGACUUCGACCAAGGAAGGGCUGGCCAUCGCCCUUGCAAUGUCGGAGAAGCUGAUCAAGAGAGGGUGCCGGGUGUUCUUUGCAACACACUUUACGGAACUUGCCAAGGUAUUGAACGCCACGAAUCGAAACAGCGUCUUGAACGUGCACCUCACCGGCGAAAGCAUCAGGGACGGUGACACUCUCCAGAUCAGCUUGCCGCACACUGUCGCCAGCGGGCCUAUCAGAAAUGAAGACUACGGUCUUGAUCUUGCCCGUCGCUAUCUCCCAGCACGAGUGGUCAACAACGCCGAACAGAUAUGCAAAUUCCUUCGCGAAAGACAAGCGAGUAAAGUUGCAGGUCCGGCUACUCGGGUGCUAAAACAGAACAAACUUGUACUCGCCCUUCCAGAUCUGCUGAAGCAGGCCUAUAACUCGAUCAUGGAUGACUCGGCCCUCGCAUCCUACCUGAAGAAGCUGCAAACUGAGUUCACCAUCAGGAUGAACACAGUCUCUGGAGAUAUUGCGGAGGUUGAGGGGCAUGGGCGUGGUCACCAGUUAGUUGAGCACCCCAUCUUGGAGAAACUCGAUGAAGCAGAUCUCCAGGCAUGGAAGAAGAAGUGCGAAGAGGCCGAGAAGAGGGUUAUGCAUGCCAACAUGGCCCACUCUCAGAACCGGAAACGCCCGGCUGUUGGGGAUGAAGGCGAGAACGAUCCGAGAAAGCGUAUGAGGGCCGAUACUCCCUCCGAGCCCGUCUCUACGCCGACCCCAAUAAAUCGCAGCUCCAUCAUUGAGAAACUCCGCAGGGAAGCAAACACGCCGAGCAACAGAGAGGACAGCCCAAGCAGCAGCAGCGUCACGAUGGAAAUUCAAGAGUCAAUCAUGGAAGACAGUCUCGCUUUCAACGAAGGCACUCCGCAGGGGAGCACUUCUGGCAACCCUGAGAAGCACUAUACGGCUGUCUCUAUCACCUCUGAUGAGUCCCCUCACGGUUCAGACGACGAAGUUGAUCUUAUCUGCGUUGCCAGUGACAAGACUAUUGAUAGCGAGCUUCCAGAGAUCCGCCAGCCACUUCAGCAAUUUCAGCCGCUCAAAAACUGGUAUGACCGCCAAAACCGGAACUCCAAUGCGGCAGGAACAGAAUCUCACGGAUUUGAGCCCCCGCGAGCUUCCGGAAUCAGUGUUCGGAGCCGGUCCCAAACACGGGACUUUUUGCAUGGCCUCGACGAGGAUUAGGGGAAAAUUAAGGGCAUAAAGGUCGCUGUCGGUCCUGAGAGCUCAUAUUUGGGAACUUGAAUGGGAUUUGAAAUGUAGGGAAGUACUU